AUGAUUUGGAUCCAAGUGUGCAGUAGCACCGUAGCUGGUGUAUCAGCAGGGUAUGGAAUCAUGUGUACAUGUGAGGGCUCUCUGUACACAUGGGAAUUAUCUUCAGGAGCUAAGCUUGGUUAUCUCACGCAUUGCAGAGGAGCCACAUUGUCCUGUUUGGUGGCGGAUGAUUCGGGCUCUUCUGGUGUAUUUGCAGUGGCUGUGGAUGGCACCCAGCUGCAGGACCAAAACAUACGAGAUUUUACCAGCAACCUGAUGAAACAUGGUUGUAUAAUCCGUGAGCUGAAACAAACUCUUACAAUCACAAAAGCUGGGAUGCAGUUCAUGCAAAUAAAAUUCCAUGAGGAGAUUCAGAAUCUUGGUCUGCACAUUCAUGGUCUAGCUAGUGUUGCUUCUAGGUGUCAAAUAGUCCUUGAGGAAAACCGAAAGCUAUAUAAUGAGAUCCAAUAUCUUAAAGGAAGGAUACUCUUCAAUAUGAUGUCUCUGUUCAAAUGA
Lactuca virosa is the source of this 495-nucleotide messenger RNA. Lineage: Eukaryota; Viridiplantae; Streptophyta; Magnoliopsida; Asterales; Asteraceae. The record is from the annotation of a GenBank genome assembly.